AAGAAGAAAAAGAUAAAAAAGGAAAUGCUAUAAAAAUAGCAGAACAAAUAGCAGUAUCAUAUAGAUAUACAAUACAUUGUUUAGAUAGAACAACACAAAAGCUAGUAAUUAAUCAAGAAUCAGAAAAUAUAAUAAAAGACUUAAUGAAAAAUCUCUAA
This is a messenger RNA of Racocetra persica, 158 nucleotides long. The record is from the annotation of a GenBank genome assembly. NCBI's taxonomy places the organism in Eukaryota, Fungi, Glomeromycota, Glomeromycetes, Diversisporales, Gigasporaceae.